AUGGCUGACGCUCAAAACAUUGUCUACCGUGGGAACUGCCACUGCGGUCGUUAUCGAUACGAGCUAAGCCUGCCUGGCGAGAUUGGGUCGGCUACUUCUUGUACGUGCAGCGUCUGCCUCAAGAAAGGCUACCUAUGGUUGGCUCCGCCCGAGGGCAGUUUUCGGGUCGUUAAAGAUGAUGGUAAUCUAGAGGAAUACACCUCGAAGUCGCUACGUGAUAAGUUCUGCAACCAUUGCGGUACUGGAGUAAUUGGACAGCACACUGCUGGACCAUUGCGUGGCCAAUUUGCCGUGAAUGUGCGGGCCAUUCAAGGGGUCAAUCCGUAUAAUAUCAAGAUCGCGGCGGUCGAGACAGGAGACGAAGAGCCUGAGGCUCAACAGCUCGAAAAGACUGAGCCAACGGCACACCAAGUAUUCUCCUGCCAUUGUGGCAACGUCAAGGCUGAGCUUCUAGUUCGCAUUCAGGACCAGGAAGUCAAAGAGGACAAUUGCAGUUCCUGUGUCAGGAAUGCCUACAUCGGAGUCUACCCAACCAAGGACCAAGUCAGAAUCCUUGGCCGGGAACAUGGCUUUGAGUAUGCCGGUCUGAAGGCUGACCUCGGAGGGCCAAAGAUGGGUGGUACAGUGCACUGCAAGACAUGCGGAGUCUUCGUUUUCACCAACAUCUACGGACCGCCCAUCACUGUCUUCGACAGGUUGCCCCCGGAAAGGAAGGCGUACGCUCUGGAGGUGUAUCACAAAAACAUGAGCCUCCAGCCGCUCAACGUGAGAGCCAUUGAGGGCUUCCAGUUGCUAUCUAAGGCUAUAGACAUCGCACAGUCAGACGAGGGCACAGAUGGGUAUUCUCAGCUGCUGGAGCCUUGGGAGGGUGCUUCGGAUGCCGAGUAA
This is a messenger RNA of Diaporthe amygdali, 888 nucleotides long. RefSeq lists its product as uncharacterized. Lineage: Eukaryota; Fungi; Ascomycota; Sordariomycetes; Diaporthales; Diaporthaceae. Bases 1 to 888 code for a protein of 295 amino acids. The transcript is spliced from 4 exons. Gene Ontology annotation, molecular function: carbon-sulfur lyase activity. The record is from RefSeq and is a predicted model, not a curated record.